Molecule: messenger RNA, 1392 nt
Organism: Pocillopora verrucosa
Lineage: Eukaryota; Metazoa; Cnidaria; Anthozoa; Scleractinia; Pocilloporidae
Biological process (GO): phospholipid metabolic process; arachidonate secretion
Molecular function (GO): A2-type glycerophospholipase activity
Source: RefSeq, a predicted model, not a curated record
AUGGAAAUCAAAAUUCAAAGUGUACUUCCGCUUUUUCUUAUCCCUUUGAUUGCCUCUUCUACUAGCGUUUGCGAUAAAAACCCCAGCCUUAUACAGUGUAUUGCUCUGAGAAACCAGUUCAUUUUGCCACUCAAGGACAGUUGUAAUCCAUUGAAGAAAAACUGCGACACAGGAGACUUGGUCGAUCCAAGAGUUGCCAACUGCCAUUUAGAAUUCAGUGGGAACGUGUUUCAUUCUUUGCUGGACGGAUUUAAAAUGAGUUAUGGGUACAGAUGCUUUCCCAUCGUUCCGGACCCUAAUAUGUUUCACAGGCGGAAUGUCGGGCCAAGUUAUGGGGAACCCCGCUGUGUUCCCACUAAACUUGAUAAACAUGGAAGCUUCACUUGCGGGGAACACGGAACACGAUGUGUGUGCGAUGCUCCUGCAGAAUAUAACUCAUAUGGGACACAAUGGUUGAGGAACAACUGUAGGUGUCAGUAUUUUGUGAAUCUUUGCCGUAUUCCUAAAGUCUGCGCGAGUCGUGGGAUUUGCAAAAUGUGGGGAUCCGAACUGCGCUGUGAAUGCCCUGCUGACAAAGAGCAAUGCAGGCCCGGAAUAAACCAGUGUAAAGCUAAUCCGGGACUUUGCUUGGACGAGGGCAAGAUUUGCAUCGAACUCUAUGAUACAAACGUAGGCUGGCUGAUUGGAAAUGAACAGAAAGGCGAUGGCUUUGCCUGCAUUUUAGCGGGGACUGUAAAGUCUCUAGCGACCGUCACACAUUACUGCGAUAUCUCCCAAGAAACAUUCAGUAGAAUCGGAGGAGUAGAGCCUAAGAAUGAGUUAGACUUGUGCUGCUAUCGAAUGCUGACAUGCGCGGGUGGAGAAAGCAUUCCAAAGAAAGGAACCAUUUUCAGCUACAGACCGUGUUACUGCAACGUAGAAUUCCGAAAGUGCCUCUUCACGGCCGCCUUUGAUCCCAAGUUUAAGGGAAACGUUGAGCAGAUGGUUGAAGUAUUAAACAACUUGGCGCAUUGCAUCAUUGACGACGGCGUCCAGUGUGAUCCUGUGCGUCCCUGGACUUGCCAGAAAGGUGACCUUAUCAAUCCUAAAUUUGCACAUUGUGCUAUUGACUGUAGAACAGGCCCAGUGCUGCCAAUCUGGGCUCGAGCCUGUGCCCUUCGACAAUGCAAGCCACCUUACCAUCGCGAAAAUCUUAGGAUUAUAGACGUACCACGCAUGGAGGAAAGCUCAAUUUGUAAGCCUGUAGAGGACCUGCCAAUAUUGUGCGGAAAUAGAGAAACGAACACCCGAUGUGUUUGCGACGGUAAGCCGAGCAGAUCAGAUUUCACCGACAGAUGCCGAUGCCAGUAUUGGCCAGACCGAUGGGAAGAAAGACAGUCUAAAGAAAAGUAA